AUGCAGGCCUAUAAGCUGUCUCCCGAUAGCUGGCAUCGGAAAGCACUCUGGCGCUCUUAUCUUUAUGUCCCUGGGGACCAAAAAAGGAAGAUUGAGAAGAUGGCUCAAGUUUGCAAUGAUGCCGCUUCUUCAAAAUCUUCUGCCAAUGUUCUGAGCAGCAAGCUGAAUUCGAUUCCUGAUCUCAUCGUGCUGGAUUGCGAGGAUGCUGUGGCGUUCGAUAGGAAGGUUAGAAGGUUGUCGCAUCUUUUGGUUGUGAUUUUUAAAAUUAAUUUCUGCAGACGAUAA
This is a messenger RNA of Protopolystoma xenopodis, 285 nucleotides long. The record is from the annotation of a GenBank genome assembly. Lineage: Eukaryota; Metazoa; Platyhelminthes; Monogenea; Polystomatidea; Polystomatidae.